ACAUUGCCGUUUCAUGCGGAUUUCCGUUGCAACAAAGAUUAAUACUGAUACCGGCACCCUUUCCCAAACGCCAAGCCAUCCUCUCACCAUAGCUGCCGCCGCCACCCUCCCGCCACGCCAGCAACGACAUUAACCCAAGCCCACCAUCACCACUCAUCCUCUUCCUCAUACUCUCCUUCAAACCCAAUACAAGUUUAUUUUAAAGGUCAUUUCUUCGAAGGUUUUGUAGUUUCUAUCUCAUAUGCAUGGUUUGCUGCUAGCUCCACUUUCUUCUAAAACCCUUAAACCCUAGCAACUGUAUGUUCAACAUCCCCUGAAUUUUAGCUUUUUAGUAAUUAGCUUUUAUACACAUUCAUAUAGAAAUGGCUUUGUCUAGAAGCGCAAAGCGUCCACUUCAAAUAAUGCUAAGUACCAGGAUUGGCUUCUCUGGGCAAAAUUAUUCUACCUGGACGCGCAAAGCAGUGUCCACUCCCAUAUCUCAACUUGCAGAGAUCAAAACCAGAUCGGAAUCUGCUUUUGGAAUGUUUUUCCGGCGAUUCAGCGUUCAAGCUCCUGCGGCACAAGAGCAGAUGAAUCUCAUUAAGCAGUUGAGAGAGCGGACUAGCGCUCCCAUCAAGGAUGUCAAGGCUGCUCUCAUUGAUUGCAAUUGGGACAUUGAGGAGGCGCAGAAGGAUUUGAGGAAGAGAGGGAAGGUUUUGGCCUCGAAGAAGUCGGGCCGAACUGCUGCCGAGGGGUUACUUGCAUUGGCACAGGAUGAGGGGAGGGCUGCAAUUGUUGAGCUUAAUUGCGAGACUGACUUUGUUGCUAGAAAUGAAAUCUUUCAGUACUUGGCUUUAUCUUUAGCUAAGCAAGCCUUGUUGAUUGAGAAUGUUUCUCAUCAGGUUUCUGGCGUCCAUGCUGUUGGACCCGAGUGUUUGGAGGACUUGAAGUUAAAUCUUGAACAUCCCAAAAUAAGUGGAGAAACAACUGUUCAAAAUGCAAUUACAGAAAUAGCUGCAAUGAUGGGUGAGAAUGUGAGACUCAGAAGGAGCUUUGUUAUGUCUACAUCUUCACCUGCUGUUCUGUCCAUCUAUCUCCAUACAAGUCCUCAACCGGGUUUGGGUCGUAUUGCUGGACUUUUAUCUCUUGAAAUAGAGGAUGGGAAUUCCCAGUUGGAAGCUCUCCAGCGCGUUGGUUCGGAACUGGCAAUGCAUGUGGUGGCAGCAAAGCCGUUGUUCUUGACCAAAGAACUUGUCUCCUCUAGUGCAUUGGAAAGUGAACGUGAAAUUCUUAAGUCUCAGGCGGAAAGCACAGGGAAGUCUCAGAUGGCAAUAGAGAAAAUGGUAGAAGGUCGUUUGCGUAAAUACUAUGAGGAAGUUGUUCUAAUGGAGCAAAAGUUCAUAAUGAAUGAUACUAUAAACGUAAAGACACUGUUAAACAAUCUGUCCAAGGAAGUGGGCUCACCUGUGAAGAUAGGGAACUUCUUUAGAAUGGAAGUUGGAGAAGGAAUUCAAAGGCUAGAGGCAUCGGGUGCAGAUGAACCUGUCGCUCAGUCUGCUUAAUUUGAGGGGAUUGUGUUCCUUAAACCGUUUCAGCUCAUUUGGGUAGACAUUGGUCUUGACAAUAUCACUUUGAGUUUGAGGUUGAUGGGCAUAUUUUGGGUUUUCAUCAUUUGAUGAUAGUCUUCCUGCAAUCAAAAAUUGUAGUUACUUACUACCAGAAUGCCCAAAUAUUAGAGUCUGAGCUUUGAUAUCCUUCUGGGACUAUGAAAUUCUUUUUCUAUUCUAGUAGGCAUGAUAAUUUCCUGAAUCAGAUAGAUGAGAAGAGCAGUAGGAUAUGGUAUUGCAAUUAUAUCAUACUAUGGUGGAAGACAGGAAGUGGCGCAAUAACACUCGCCUCCAUGCUUGUAUUCUCUAUUCUAGAAACAUUUUGAUUGGGUAGAGCCAGUGUUGAUUUUUGGGGUCGACAAUUUCAAACGUUUCAGAAGCAAAUUAAUAAUUGAUAAUCAUCUCCAGUAACAUGUUGGGAGUUGGUGCACUGAGUUCUGUAUGACUAAGAAUUGAAAGUGCAAAUUGUGGAUGACCAUCAUGUGCCAUUUUCUCUUAAAGUUUUUUCCCCAUUUAUAUCAGCUUCAUUGUUGUUGUUUUUGCCA
Hevea brasiliensis (rubber tree) is the source of this 2131-nucleotide messenger RNA. RefSeq names its product elongation factor Ts, mitochondrial. Gene Ontology annotation, cellular component: mitochondrial matrix. Bases 363 to 1541 code for a protein of 392 amino acids. The record is from RefSeq and is a predicted model, not a curated record. The transcript has 9 exons. Gene Ontology annotation, molecular function: protein binding; translation elongation factor activity. Lineage: Eukaryota; Viridiplantae; Streptophyta; Magnoliopsida; Malpighiales; Euphorbiaceae. Gene Ontology annotation, biological process: mitochondrial translational elongation.